AGUGGUGCGGUCCGAGGCGGAAGCGACGCCGGCGCGGAACUCGCUCUGCCGCAACCAUGGCUGCGGCUGUCCCCUGUGCUUUGGUGACCAGCUGCUCCGCCACCUUCACCGGGGACCGGCUGGUGCAACAUAUCCUUGGAACAGAAGAUGCUGGUGUGGAAGCAACUUGCGGUGAUACCGUGCGGUUUUACCCCUGGACCAUUGAUAACAAGUACUACUCAGCGGAGGUCAAUCUGUGCGUGGUGCCUAGCAAGUUCCUGGUCACUGCUGAGAUGGCGGAGUCCGUGCAGGCGUUUGUGGUUUACUUUGACAGCACACAGAAAUCGGGUCUUGACAGUGUCUCCUCAUGGCUCCCCCUGGCAGAAGCGUGGUUGCCUGAGGUGAUGAUCCUGGUCUGUGAUAGAGUGUGUGAAACUGGGGUAAACCGACAAAAGGCUCAAGAGUGGUGCAUCAAACACGGCUUUGAGCUGGUGGAGCUCAACCCCGACGAGCUGCCUGAGGAGGACGAUGACUUCCCUGAAUCUACAGGGGUAAAGCGGAUUGUACAAGCAUUGAAUGCCAAUGUCUGGUCCAAUGUCGUGAUGAAGAACGACAGAAGCCAGGGCUUCAGCCUUCUCAACUCUCUGGCUGGAGCAAACCGCAGCAUUGCAUCAGCAGAGCGCUGUCACUCUGAGCAGCAGGCCCCGCUGCCAGCAGCUGAGAGGAUGGAGUCUCUUCCUGGCCAUCGUGGUGGUGCAUGUGGCUCAGCAGGUGCACAGGUGGACAGCAUUGUGGAUCCCAUGUUAGACCUGGAUAUUCAGGAACUAGCGAGUCUCACCACUGGAGGAGGAGAUCUGGAGAACUUCGAGAGGCUCUUUUCAAAGUUGAAGGAAAUGAAAGACAAGGCUGCGACGCUUCCUCAUGAGCAAAGAAAGCUGCAUGCAGAAAAGGUGGCCAAAGCCUUCUGGAUGGCCAUAGGAGGAGACCGAGACGAGAUCGAAGGCCUUUCUUCUGAUGAAGAGCACUAAAUUCUUCCGCUAGGUUUGACCGGCGCUGACGUCAGCCCUGUACACUCAGAGCGCUUCCCUUCACAACCAGGUUCUGCUCUGCCAAGAUCACUGUUAUCAUGCUGGCCGCCUGACUGGUUUUGGGGUUCCCUUACCUGGGCUUUUAGAAAGGAACGAGGGAGAAAUCUUUGCUGCUGGGGCAUCAGGGAAGGAGUGAAAUAACAGUGGAGAGACAUCUUCAGAUCUACACUCGUCGUUUUAAGAACCAGGGUAGAAUGGGUCUUAGAGGUCUGUGUUACAGGAGAACCAGGUGUCAUAGAGCACACCGUGAUCCCAGCACAUGGGGACUGAGGCCAACCUGGGCUCCAUAAGGAGGCCGGCUUCGGUGCUGAGUCACCAGCAUUCACACUGGCUGAAGGUCGAGAGUUUGUGCUGUUUCCUGUGUAUUUUCCCUGGUCCCCACUAAGAGCAAGGCUCUGACCCAAGAUGGAGACAGCUGUAGAUCUAGUGUGUACCUGGUGAGUAGGGGACAGGAGGCUCUUGGGUUUGUCUCUAAGCAAGUCCUUGAGGACAUUUUAAGGUUAGUGUCUGAGUUCCUGCCACGGAGAAGUAAAAGUCAAGUGUGUAGCUCUAAGAAACAGAGGUGAAAGUUUCCUCCUCUGGGGAGGGUAAACCACCCCUCUCCCCAACUGCAGAGCAGGGGCCCUGAGUGCAGCCCUGUGCGGACCGAAGGAGAAGGGGCGUUGGUUCUGAGCACACUGCUGCCAUACUGGUGGGAGCGCUCGCUCUUCUGACCAAGCGCUUUCCCCGGCCACUUGAGAUUUCAGAGCUGUGCCAUCGCACUUUCCACCCUGAAAUCAAGACAAGUGCCUCUUCCUUCUGCUUGGAAGCCGGAGAUCACUGUCAGAGCGCUAGCAUCAAGCAGCAGGGGAAGGUGAGCCAUCGAACAACCAGCUCCUGAGCCACCACCGUGAUUUACUCCCAGGGCUGUUGGCCCCCUGCAUUCCUCCCAUGUUGUGUCUGAGUGCUCCCCAGGGGAGCACAAAGCAAAGUUUUAAAGGAAGAGAGGAGAGUCCAGCAAAUAAAGACCCUUAUUCUAUCUUCAUAGGUGCGGCCCAUGACAGAUGGCACCCAUCAGGGGCUGAGAACUGGUCCUGACAAGGCUUACCUGCCCUGGGUACCACUUAUAGGACCUGAAACAGAUGCUUGGCCAGGCCGGAACCACCACAGGGAGGAGACACGCACACACGCAUGCACACACUGAUCUUACAGUCUUUGAGCUUGGGUUUACCACUCUCCCUUCAGUAGGACUGAUACUUUGAAAUGAGUGCAUUAGCCAUGCUUAAGAAGGAAAAUUAGGGAAGUUGGCUCUGGGUUGCCAGGAGGGCAGAACAUGUUUUACUUAAAACAUGGAAGAGUUUAGAAAAUAGAGGCCACAUGAUUAAGGAAAAAUAGACUAGAAAAGGUUGUAUUUGAUUUUGCUGACUAAACAAAGCCAGGUAAUUAAAAGACGAUUUAUUUAUAAA
This is a messenger RNA of Onychomys torridus (southern grasshopper mouse), 2512 nucleotides long. It is a transcript of the gene Aagab, whose product is annotated as alpha and gamma adaptin binding protein. Bases 57 to 1007 code for a protein of 316 amino acids. The record is from RefSeq and is a predicted model, not a curated record. NCBI's taxonomy places the organism in Eukaryota, Metazoa, Chordata, Mammalia, Rodentia, Cricetidae. The transcript has 10 exons.